Messenger RNA from Fusarium keratoplasticum, 2220 nucleotides. Its product is annotated as Polynucleotide 5'-hydroxyl-kinase GRC3. NCBI's taxonomy places the organism in Eukaryota, Fungi, Ascomycota, Sordariomycetes, Hypocreales, Nectriaceae. Bases 1 to 2220 code for a protein of 739 amino acids. The transcript has 5 exons. Gene Ontology annotation, cellular component: nucleus. Gene Ontology annotation, biological process: cleavage in ITS2 between 5.8S rRNA and LSU-rRNA of tricistronic rRNA transcript (SSU-rRNA, 5.8S rRNA, LSU-rRNA). Gene Ontology annotation, molecular function: polynucleotide 5'-hydroxyl-kinase activity. The record is from RefSeq and is a predicted model, not a curated record.
AUGUCAUCUCACAAGAAGCGGAGGAUUGAUGGUGUUGAGACACCCAAGCCUAUGAGUGCUAUAAGUGCUCUCGCCGCUCGCCGUCGUGAAGCAGCCUCAACUCCUCCAGCUACACAGAAAACCCCAGAGGCCAACGACGAUAAGCCAAUCGUCACCACCACCAACUAUUUCAGUCCUCUUCAGAGAAGCGACAGCCAAAAUGGAUCUUCGUCAACUCCUAAAAAGAGUGUUUCGAAACCCUCGCGCCAACAACGAGUCACUGAGUCGCCUGCUACUCAUCCCAAAGCCACUGCGCUGGCAAGCAAUACGCCAGGCACUGCAACCCCCGAAUCUACCGGCUCUCCUCAACGAGUGAUUCAGUACUCGUCCUUUCGUCUUUCUAAACAGAACCACCGGACCAAGUCUGGGGGCGUCACAGAGCUGCGGCUUCCUAACAGCGAGCGGUUUAUGGCGAUUGGGAGCUUCGGGGUCCGCGUUGUUCAAGGUGAAGUGACCUUGGCUGGUGCCACCCUGCGUCCUUCAGAGACAAUCGAAUGGGUUCACGCCCCUCAUUGCCAUGCGAUCCCGGUGCUGAGAACUGUGGAGAAUACGAGGUUGGAGCUUCAUCCAGAUCCAAAUGCGCGAGGCCUACGCCAACUUGGUCGCAUCUCUCCUCUGUUCAGGAGAAUGUGGAACGAACCCCCCGAGACAGAUCAGGGGAAGAAGAGUUCAAGAGAAGCCACUUUCCAGAUUAUAUGUACCUCGGAAGAUGCACCUAAGAAGUGUAUACUCCAGGAUCUGGUCUCCCCUCCCGCAUGGAACAAGAAGCUAGCUUCUUUGCUAUCAACAAGUCGCAAAAAGCCGUCUCUGUCAACGCUGGUAUGCGGUCCAAAGUCGUCAGGGAAAUCCACAUUUUCUCGACUCUUUGUUAAUCGACUGGUAACCGACCGGCCCCCAAGUCAUGCUCCGAAGAGGGUUGUGGUUCUCGACCUGGACCCAGGGCAACCGGAAUAUGCACCAGCAGGGACCCUGUCACUUGUUGUAGUUACGAGGCCGAACUUGGGUACACCUUUCACGCAUCCUGGUGCCAAUACUUCCGCUUUUAAUAUUCGACGCUGUCAUUCUAUGGCCUCUGUCACCCCUGCUUCCGACCCAGACCUUUACUUGGCAUGUGCCAUGGACUUAUUCGAUACCUACCGCAAGGACUUGGCCGACCUGCCGCUCAUCAUCAAUACUCCUGGAUGGAUUCUGGGAACGGGAUUAGAUCUACUAUCAGACCUGAUCGAAAGAACGAACCCAGAGGAAGUGUUAUAUAUGUCAGAGGAAGGCCCUUCGGAGACAGUUGACGCCUUACGGGCUGCCACCAAGACAGCAUUCACAGAACUUCCGUCACAGCAGUCUGAGUUCACUUCUAGAACGGCCGCACAUUUGCGAGCGAUGCAGACCAUGUCGUAUUUCCAUCUCCAAGAAGUGGCUACAAGCUCACCUGAAGGAUCAAAACCAACCACAUCAACAAAAUGGAACCCGUUGCCUCUCUCUUGCAAGCCCCCUUUGCUUGUUAAGUAUUCAACACCAACGCGCGGAAUCCUAGGCUUUCUAUCCUAUGACUACCAAUGUCCCCCGGAACUGUUGGCAGAUACAGUGAAUGGCUUGGUAUUGGCGGCGGUGGAAAUUGAAGAUGCCAAGGCUUUCUCUGGAUUCGCGUCAGAAAGCUCAUCAGAAGAGGUCAGCUCCAGUAACAUGGAAGUUGACGUCGGUGGCCCUAUGCCGCUCAUCUCCACGACCCCCGAAGCCCUCCCGUUUAUACCCAACUACAACGAUGCGGCGUUGGAUCCCCGACACUCUCGGACCAUCGGACUAGUUCUCCUACGGGGUAUUGAUACUAAUUCAAACACCCUUCAACUGAUCACUCCUAUUCCUCUACAGGAGUUCAAGCGUGCCAGGUCACAAGGAAGGCAAAUAAUCCUGCUUCACGGUAAAUUCGAUGCCCCAAGCUGGGCAUACACCGAAGACCUCUACGAGAAAGCGGGCACGGAUGAGGGAAGUAAUGAUGUGCUUGAAGUCACAGAUGAAGACACAGAAGACGACAACUCGGAUGCUGAGCCGGAAGAGGCAGCGAAAGUCAGUGACUUGACAGAAGUUCCCUGGGUGGAGAUUCUGAAAGGGAGCGAUAAACGGCCUGUUGGGUCUCGAGUAUGGAGGGUAAGAAGGGACCUUGGUCGCAACAACACUGGAGACUAG